AUGGUAAAGAAAGAAGAAACAACGAGUACUACUACAUCAUCAUCCGCCAAUAAUGAUCCGAAUACUCUUUUUAACUGCGACGAAGAAACAUUGCGGGACAAGUUACAUCAAUAUAAAGUUGUGGAUUUAAAAGAACAAUUAAAAAAGAUGGGACUGGGAAAGGGUAUUUCGGGACUUAGGAAAGAAGAAUUAAUUGGGAAGAUUGUGAAUAAUCGUUUUUUAUUACCCUCGCUACCACCAAACCACGACACUACAACAUCGACUACUCCUUCACAAUUAGUGAAGAGAAAACAUGAACAGGAUGAAGAAGACGUGAAAACUCCUAUCAAGGCAUCGUCUUCACAAGCUGGUACUCUUUUUGCAUCACCAUCAUCUCUCAUUAAUUCACCAUUUGCAUCUUUGAAUGUUUCAACUCCGAGUAGCAGCACUGGUAUGGUGUCAUCUUCGACAUCAGCCACACAAGAAAGCGUCACAUCUCCAAAAAAGAAGGUAAAACUUACGGAAGAAAAACGAAAGGCAAGAUUUGUCUCCAAGCCAAGCAUUGCAACAAAAGAAAGAAUUGCAAGAGCCUUGACACAAAGACUGUAUUUAAUUGAGAGAAAAAAUAGAGUUGAUAACCUUGAGGAAGAGUUUGUGGUAUUGGGAUCCACCGGAAACGUCUACAAUGUCAAUAUUUGUGAAGUGCCCAGUUGCUCUUGUCCGGAUUUCGAAAAGGGCAAUCUCUGUAAGCAUAUCCUGUUUGUAUUUUUAAGAGUUCUUCGUGUGAAUCAGAACUCACAUUGCGUUUAUCAAAAAGCCCUUCUUCAUUCAGAGCUGGAGUCCAUAUUCAAAGAUGCUCCUCCAAUCCCUACUUCUGUUCAAGCCAGUGAACGCGUUGUCAAAGAAUACAAACAUUUAACAGGCGAAGCUGAAGGUGAAAGUGUGCAAGAAUCUACAACAACGAAACAAAAACCUCUUCAUGAUGCACAUUGUCCAAUUUGUUAUGAAGCAUUCAGUGGAUCUGAGAAAACCGACUUUUGCAAAGUGUGUGGAAAUAACAUUCACGAAGAUUGUAUCAAAAUGUGGAAGGGAUUCAAUCCUUCAUUUCCAUGUCCAGUGUGUCGAGCUCCACAGCUUGGAAAGGCAUCUGCAAAUAAGAAAGUUGUGGAAAAUGAAGGAUAUGCGAAUCUUGCUGAUUUCCAAUCAGGAAUGACCAGAGAACGAGAAUAUUAUCAUUCAUCGAGAUGGUAUUCAAGAAGAAGAUAUUAUGACGAUGACGAUGAUGAUUAUGACGAAGAUGAUGAUUAUUAUGGAUCUACUUUUGAAUAA
Messenger RNA from Naegleria lovaniensis, 1308 nucleotides. RefSeq lists its product as uncharacterized. Lineage: Eukaryota; Heterolobosea; Eutetramitea; Acrasida; Naegleriidae. The transcript is spliced from 2 exons. Gene Ontology annotation, molecular function: ubiquitin protein ligase activity; zinc ion binding. The coding region runs from base 1 to 1308 and encodes 435 amino acids. The record is from RefSeq and is a predicted model, not a curated record.